Glycine soja is the source of this 1363-nucleotide messenger RNA. Its product is annotated as WAT1-related protein At3g30340-like. The record is from RefSeq and is a predicted model, not a curated record. The transcript is spliced from 6 exons. Lineage: Eukaryota; Viridiplantae; Streptophyta; Magnoliopsida; Fabales; Fabaceae. Gene Ontology annotation, molecular function: transmembrane transporter activity. Gene Ontology annotation, cellular component: plasma membrane. The coding region runs from base 30 to 1070 and encodes 346 amino acids.
ACAAAGUGCAAAAUAAAAAAAAAAAGUUCAUGAUGUUGACACAUUGCCAUCAAUUGUGCAAGCCAGUUUCCAUCAUGAUUCUAGUUAACUUGGCUCUGGCUUUUGUCAAUUUACUUCUGAAGAAGGUUCUUAAUGAAGGAAUGGACUACAUGUCCAUUAUAACAUAUCGACAGGCAAUUUCAUUUAUCUUCAUGGCACCUAUUGCCUGCAUCUAUGAAAGGAAACACAAACUGGAGGUUCACAUAAUAUGUCUCCUUUUCCUCAGUGCUAUUCUUGGAAUAACAAUUCCUCAAUACUUAUUUCUUCUUGGACUUGAAUAUACGUCUGCCACAUUCUCAUGUGCGUUCCUCAACAUGGUGCCUGUAUUUACGUUCAUUAUGGCAGUGCCAUUUGGGGUAGAGAAGGUGAACAUGCAAAGCAAGAGUGGUAAAGCCAAAGUCAUGGGAACUUUGGUGUGCAUUGGUGGAGCUUUGUUAUUGGUCCUUUAUAAAGGAAUGCCCCUUAUCAACCCACAAUCUCAACACAUAGCAAACAAAAUUACAAGCACGCUUCCAGCUGCCAAGUUAGAGAAAUGGAUUGUAGGCUCCAUACUUCUGACUCUAGGUUGCCUCCUGUGGUCUUCAUGGUUCAUUAUACAAGCAAAGAUUAGCAAAAAAUACCCAUGUCAAUACUCUAGUACAGCUAUUUUGUCACUUUUUGCUGCCAUUCAAUCAGCGACAUUAACUUUGGUCUUCAAGAGAAAUAAUGCUUCGUGGAUUCUCAAAGGAAAGCUUGAAAUAAUGAGUGUUGCAUAUGCUGGAUUGAUAGGAUCGGGCUUAUGCUAUGUGGCAAUGUCAUGGUGUGUUAAACAAAGGGGUCCAGUUUUUACAGCAGCUUUUACCCCCCUUAUGCAGAUAUUUGUGGCCACGCUUGAUUUCUCUGUACUAAAGGAGGAAAUUUACCUGGGAAGUUUGGCAGGAUCUGCCUUGGUUAUUGCUGGCGUGUAUAUUCUUCUAUGGGGAAAAAGCAAAGAGGAAGGGCAACAUGUUCUGAAGGAUACACAAACAAAUCAAGAUGUAGAAUGUCAAUAGCAGAGCCACCAAUGGCAAUGAAUAACUUUGAUCCAAAUGUGUCCUCUAAUCUUCCCGGGAUACAAGUUCUCUAAAUAACAAAAAAGAAGUAAUAUGCUGUUAUAGGAACCAAAAGCAGUUAAGUUUGAGCUACACAAAACAGAAGAUCAAAAAGUUUAGCUUGAGGAUAACUAUUUUGUCAAUUAUUCAUGUCAAAAGUAAACGUCAACCACUGCAUGCUUAAUCUUGAAGUUUUGUUCAAAUAUGUAUACUAUAUGGAUUUGUACACGCGAAGCACAAGAGUUCCAAUUUCA